Topomyia yanbarensis is the source of this 1649-nucleotide messenger RNA. RefSeq names its product RCC1-like G exchanging factor-like protein. NCBI's taxonomy places the organism in Eukaryota, Metazoa, Arthropoda, Insecta, Diptera, Culicidae. The transcript is spliced from 4 exons. The record is from RefSeq and is a predicted model, not a curated record. Bases 224 to 1615 code for a protein of 463 amino acids.
CAAACGAAGUUCAUCCAGCUAAUUUCGUGGGGUUAUGUCGAUUGGUGUAAAAUCUAAUUACUGCAUCACGUUUGUAAUGUUUGUAUUUUGUAAUCCCGCGGGAUCAUCAUUAUUGUGAUUUUUAAUUGUAUAUUAUUACAUAAAAACUAGUAUGCUAUUGCCCUAAAGUAUCAAUCAAAUCAAAAUUCAUCAGUUGGUUGUAAAAAAUGACUAUCUGUGAAAAAUGAAAUCAGUUAGCGUAUCCAGUAUGCACUAUUGUAACAAAGUAAAGCAUCUGAUCCACCGCUUCGAGCAUAUCCGGUGUUACACAUCUCCGGCAAGGCGCACUGUUCUUCGGCAAGAUCGAAGCAAAAUAACAACUCAUGAAUACCCUAUCGCAAAACCAACGGAUACUCGGGUGUACGUUUGGGGUAUGGCCGCCACCGGAGCCCUGGGGAUGCAAACCUCGGUCAAGAAGCAAGCCAAACCGUACACGGACUUUAUUCAGCAUCCGAGUCGGUUGAACUUUGCCGAGAAUCGUGAUAUACUCGAUGUCGCAGCCGGUUAUGGGUUCUCGGUUUUCGCAGCCAAAUGCCGCAACGGUCGCAGUCUGUGGGGUACCGGUAUAAACACCGACUCACAGAUUGGCUACCACAAAUUAGGCGGUCAGCAGAGAAAACCAUUCGAGCUGUUGAUUUAUCCGGCUCCGGUCGAGCUGGUGUCGGUGGAAGGUAACAACAGUGCGGUGGAGAUUGUUAAAGUGGCCGCAGGUAGAGCGCAUCAGUUGGCACUGGCCGUGGACGGAACGGUGUUCGCAUUGGGAAGCAAUGCCUAUGGCCAGUGUGGCCGGGAGAUAAUGAAGGAUGAAGAUUACUUCCACAAACCGGUGAUAAACAAAAUCAGACAGCUGGGAGGACCGGCAGAUCCGGUGAAGGAUGUCGAUUGCGGUCAGGAUCAUAGUUUUUUUCUGACUGAAUCGGGGAAGCUUUACUCCUGUGGUUGGAGUGACGAUGGUCAAACUGGGCAGGGGAAAUUUGGUCUGAUAAGCACUCCUGCACUGGUUGGAGGGGAUUUGCAGGGUGAGAGAAUAUUCAAAGUGACCGGUUCGUCGGAUACGGUUCUAGCGCUCAAUGACAAAGGUGAAGUGUUCGGUUGGGGAAACACCGAAUACGGUCAGUUAAUUUCGGACAGUGAUGAUAAUCCGCAAAUCAAUUCUCCACGUCAUUUAUCAUUUCUAAAGGAUUGUGGUAAGAUUGUCGAUAUUGCCGCUGGUGGAUCGUACUGCCUGGCGCUGAACGACAGUGGUGACGUCUUCUCGUGGGGCUACGGUAUCCUGGGUUUUGGUCCCGAAGUUACGCACCAGCCACGACCUGCGUUGAUUCCACCGGCACUGUUUGGUCGAAAUGAUUUCAAUCCGACAAGCCGUGUGCGGGCAAUUUUCGCCGGCGUAACGCACAGUGGAGCGAUUAACGAUCAAGAUGAUCUGUACAUGUGGGGCCACAAUCGGUACGGCUGUUUGGGUUUCGGUCAUAAAAAGGAUCAAUAUUUCCCGCUUAAGGUUGCCGUUAGUGCGCGGGUGAUGAAGAUUAGCUGCGGCGUGGACCAUACACUGGCGCUGUGUAAGGCGUUCGUUUAGGGUUUGUAAGUAUAUAGGGCAAAUUGGAACAAUG